UUGUAGGAUUCCAUUGUUUUGGUUACUGCUGAAUUUGACAUUAUGUGAAUGGCACCUGCACUAUGGCCCAGCCUGGGAUUGUACAAUGCAACAAUGAUCUCAAGCUACCAGGAGUUCAACAGAGUAAAGAUUCCGGGAUAGACUUUUUGCAAAGUACUUCCCACCAGGGUGGCUAUUCCCAUGCCGCAGUGGUCCAUGCCCUGAGGAAAUGUGGCAUUCGUCAUAUUGACACAGCAAAAAGAUACGGCUGUGAAUCGCUCAUCCAAAAGGCCAUCAGAGAGAGUGGUGUGAAGCGAGAGGACCUCUGGAUAACUACCAAACUGUGGCACAGUGAUUAUGGCUAUGAAAACACAAAAAAGGCCUGCUUGGAGUCAUGUGAAAGACUUGGUGUUGAAUAUCUUGAGGAAAACUUGACUCACUUCCAAGAAGUCAUUUGCAGUGAUUCCUUCUAUCUUUAUUUGAUUCACUGGCCUGAUGCACAAGUUCCAGGUAAAAGCAAUCGAGAGGUCCGAGCUGAAACCUGGAGAGCGAUGGAAGAGCUAUAUGAGAAAGGUUUGUGUAAAUCAAUUGGUGUAAGCAAUUUUCUUAUCAGCCAUCUUGAACAACUAAAGGAGGACUGUGUGAUUACUCCACAUGUUAAUCAGGUUGAAUAUCACCCUUUCCAAAGACCUCAGGAGCUGGUUGAUUAUUGUAGGAGCAGAAAUAUUGUUUUUGAAGGCUACUGUCCUUUAGCUAAAGGUGAAGCACUCACUCAUCCUGCAGUCAUUCAGCUGGCAAAGAAAUAUGGCAGAACUCCAGCACAGAUUUGCAUACGCUGGAGCAUACAGAAUGGGAUUGUCACUAUUCCAAAGUCAACAAAGGCAGAACGGAUAGAGGAAAACUGCAAGGUGUUUGAUUUUACAAUAGCAGAAGAUGAUGUUGAAAUUCUGAAUGGAAUGCAUGAUGGGAGACAUGUUUCCUGGGAUCCAACUUCUAUUGUGUGAAUCAAGGUUUUUGAUUUUAAUCUGAGGAAAGAAGAUAUGGAAUCUUUGAACACUGACUAUCAACAGAAAAUUAAUUCAUCUAACCUAUUCCCUGUGGAAAGAAUAAUUUAAAACCAGAUUGUUCUAAACUGGAAAAGUGAUGUAACUGAAACAUUAACUAGUUUUAAACUGAACAAUAAAUCUGAAUUGUUCUAUUAGGUACUCAGUAUACUCAAGAAUCAAUAUAAAUUGUUUGUAUUUACUCUUAUGUUAACAAAUUAAUAAAAUAAUUUACUCUUUGUAGCUUUGUUACAGAUACAGAAAUACUUUCAGCAUCUGCUCUCGUAGAACUUUCUGGUAUAGUCUCCCAUGGGUUGAGUUAUCUCACAAUAUUAUAAUAUUAUAAUUUUCUUCUACCUGCAUGUACUUCAUUUAAGGUGUCAUUUGAACCCAUUUGAACAAAUCAGUUAGGCGUAUUUUUUUCCUUACAGAUUUUGAAAAGUAUCAGUUACUUGCAGGCACAUGAGAGCAUACUACAUUGCAUGUAAAUCUUGACAAAUAAUUCCAAAUAUAGAAUAUUUGUCCAGGGAUUGCAGCAGAAAAAUUAAUUCAACUUCUGUAUUUCUUCUAGUCAUGAGAAUUUUGGGGAAUUUUGCAGGCCAUUCUUGAUAUUUUCUUGGUGACCAAACCUGCACUCUGAUAGUGUUUCACAGAUCUCCUGUCAUGACCAGCACUUCAGAGAGGAAUGGCUCCCUUUGUGACCUAAGUUGCAUCAGACUGAAUAAAAGUAUUUUUUGCUUA
This is a messenger RNA of Cyanistes caeruleus (blue tit), 1763 nucleotides long. Lineage: Eukaryota; Metazoa; Chordata; Aves; Passeriformes; Paridae. The record is from RefSeq and is a predicted model, not a curated record.